GCCGGGGCCCGGGGUGCCGCAGGGCUGCUGCCGUUGCUGCUGUUGAGAGGCGGCGGCGGCGGCGGCGAGGCGGGCGGGAAGGAUGGUGGUUCUGUGGCCGGAGCGGCGGGUGCGGACCGGGAGCCGGGCUGAGGUUUGGCCGAAGCGACGCGCGCUCCGGAGCGGCCAGCGCGGUGCCGCUGAGGCAGCGUAAGGGCGGCAGGAGCGACUGACGGACGGACGGACGGAAGGCCACCCGAGAGCCGGCCCCGGGCCGUGCGGUGGGCGAGAUGCCGGGGCCACCGGCGUUGCUGCUCCUGCUGCUGCUCCUGGCCGCCGGCGGCGCCCGGGCCGUGCCACUUCCGCAAACAGGUGCAGGGGAGUCACCUGCUGCCGAAGUUUCCUCAUCUUUUGUGAUCCUAUCUGUGUGCAGUUUCAUUAUAUUAAUCGUGUUAAUUGCAAAUUGUGUAUCCUGCUGUAAAGACCCAGAAAUAGACUUUAAGGAAUUUGAAGAUAACUUUGAUGACGAGAUAGAUUUCACACCACCAGCAGAAGAUACUCCCUCCGUUCAGUCCCCAGCGGAAGUGUUCACACUUUCCGUACCAAAUGUUUCACUACCAGCUCCAUCCCAGUUCCAGCCUUCUGUAGAAGGUUUGAAGUCUCAAGUUUCCCGCCACAGUCUUAACUACAUACAGGAAAUUGGAAAUGGCUGGUUUGGAAAGGCCCUCCUUGGAGAGAUUUUCACAGGCACUAGUGUGGCAAGAGUGAUAGUGAAGGAGUUAAAAGCAAGUGCAAGCCCAAAGGAACAAGAUACUUUUUUGAAAAAUGGAGAACCGUACUAUAUUCUUCAGCAUCCGAAUGUUCUUCAAUGUGUCGGGCAGUGUGUAGAAGCGAUUCCCUACCUUCUGGUGUUUGAGUUCUGUGACCUGGGCGAUCUGAAAGCGUACCUGCGCAACGAGCAGGAGCACGUUCGGGGGGACUCGCAGACCAUGCUGCUGCAGCGGAUGGCGUGUGAGAUCGCCGCGGGGCUGGCCGCCAUGCACAAGCUGCACUUCCUGCACAGCGACUUAGCCUUGCGGAAUUGUUUUCUUACCUCGGAUCUAAAUGUGAAAGUGGGAGACUAUGGAAUAGGAUUCAGCAGGUACAAGGAGGAUUAUAUUGAAACAGAUGAUAAGAAAUUUUUCCCUCUGCGAUGGACUGCUCCAGAGUUAGUAACCAGCUUUCAAGACAGACUACUAACUGCAGAUCAAACUAAGUACAGUAACAUUUGGUCCCUGGGUGUGACGCUUUGGGAACUUUUUGAUAAUGCUGCUCAGCCGUAUUCCAACCUUUCCAACUUGGAUGUUCUUAACCGGGUCAUUCGAGAGAGAGACACAAAACUCCCCAAGCCCCAGCUGGAGCAGCCUUAUUCUGACAGAUGGUAUGAAGUUUUGCAGUUCUGCUGGUUGCCACCAGACAAGAGACCAGUGGCCGAGGACGUGCACAGACUGCUCACCUACCUGCGCAUGCAAAGCCAGAGGGACUCAGAGGUCGACUUCGAACAACAGUGGAACGCUCUUAAGCCAAAUACACACACCAGGGACACUUCCAACAGCGCGGCGUUCCCCAUCCUCGACCAUUUCUCCAGGGAUCGGCUUGGUCGUGAAAUGGAGGAAGUCCUCACCGUGACGGAAACCAGCCAGGGCCUGAGCUUUGAGUAUGUCUGGGAGGCAGCUAAGCACGACCACUUUGAUGAACGCAGCCGGGGCCCCCCAGAGGAGGCCUUGUCUUACACGAGCAUCUUCUUUCCAGUUGAAGUGUUUGAGAGUUCACUUUCAGAUCCCGGGCCCGGGAAACAAGACAGCAGUGGCCAGGAAGUCCCCGUGAGAGCCCCGGGAGUGGUUCCCGUUUUUGAUGCCCACAACCUUUCUGUUGGAAGCGACUAUUACAUCCAACUAGAAGAAAAAAGUGGUAGCAACUUGGAGCUCGAUUACCCACCUGCACUGCUCACCACUGAACUGGAGAAUCCAGAGAGGACGAGUGACAAGGCGCCCCGGUUUCUGACACUCGGGGGCCUUGAGCUUGAGGAAUCCAGUACAGAUGAGGAUUUCUUCCAAAGCAGCACAGACCCCAGAGAUCCCAGCACCCCUGAGGCCAUGCGUGCCACCAGCGGCCCCGAGAGCCCUGUCAACAGUAUAUUUAAUGAUCUGGACAAAUCGGAGGACCUGCCCAGUCACCAGAAAAUAUUUGACUUAAUGGAACUGAAUGGAGUUCAAGUGGACUUCAAGCCGACCACUUUAAGUUCAAGCUUGGACGACCCCAAAGACUCGCUAAUAACAGGCCACCUUGAGAAAGAAAAGCCCCACAAGCUUUUUGACUGUGAGCCUCUUUGCUUCUCAGAAAGCCUUGCGCACCAAGAUAAUUUUGAUCCACUGAAUGUGCAAGAAUUGUCAGAAAACUUUUUAUUUCUUCAAGAGAAAAACUUAUUAAGAGACUCAUUGUGUAGCAAAGAACAUAUAAAUGACCUUCAAACAGAACUUAAAAAUGCUGGUUUUACGGAAACCAUGUUAGAAACUCCACGUAGGAACACUUUAGACACCGAGUUUAAGUUUGCUGAAAAUAAACCAGGCUUUUCUUUGUUGCAGGAAAACAUAAGCGCAAAGGGUCAAGGCACACGUGUUGUGCUCAAGGACCACGCUUUGAGCACCUCGUGGCCGUCUUCCCCCGAAGUGCAGGUACCUCCUACCUCGCUCGAAACGGAAGGAACACCUCACAGCGCACCAACAGAUACGGUCCCGAAGCCGGGAGAAACCACGCCCAGGCGCUUAGAUGUCAGGAUCCAUGACGACCGUCUUGGCCAAGAAGCAAGUGUAGAUUCUGUGACCGUCCCAGUUGAAAUUCCCUCCGCCGAUGCUGGAGCAAACAGCACAGGCCCUGGGUCCCACGAGCUGACUCAGCAAAGUGAAGAGGCCUCGGGACGGACCCAGAGUGACUGUGCCCUGGUGGACGGCAUCUUGGCCAGGAAAGCGAGUGCAGAGAGCAGUCCUCCGGAGCUGACACACAGCCUGCAGAAGCAGCCCCCUUCAGAGGACCAUCGCAGUGACCGUCCCCUAGCGAAGAGCCCGGGAGCCGGGGACACUUCGCACCAGCUCAGCUGUAAAGAUGCUGCAACCGAAGGGGCCUUGGUGUCCGCCCUUUCCUCAGACUCGACUAGUCAGGACAGCCUUUUGGAAGAUAGCUUGUCAACACCCAUUCCAACUUCAGAACAGUCGGUGGAGACCCCCGAUUCUCUGGACUCCGUGGACGUCCAUGAGGCUCUGCUGGGUCCUCUAGGGGGCGGGCAGGAGAAACUCAUGCCCCCUGACAAGCCUGCAGACAGUGGGUACGAGACCGAGAACUUGGAGUCGCCUGAGUGGACUCUGCACCCUGCUCCCGACGGUGCCUCAGCCUCAGACGUGGCCCUAGCAGGCGACAGCCGUCAUGGCGAGUUGCCUCCCAACCCUGUCAUCGUCAUCUCAGAUGCAGCUGACAGCCACAGAGGGACCGAAGUGACCUCCCAGACCUCUGCAGCUGGCUCUCAGAGCUCACACCGAGACUCUGCCUACUUCUCAGAUAACGAUUCUGAACCUGAUAAGAAGUCGGAGGGGGUCCAAGGAACCUCAGUGUCAGCUUUGGCAUUGGUGAUGGGUCAGCCUCUGCCAGAGCCAGCCAUCCCGGAGCAAAGUCCUGGCACCGCGGACAGUGGCCUGGAAACCAAAAGCAGCCCGCCAGACCAAAGUGGCCUGUCUGCUUUGCAGAACUCCAGUCUCCUGGAGUCAGGAGAAAUGGCCCCAGCACUGGCACACAGUUCCAAAGAGCUGCAUGCUCCUGAAGACGAGGCUGGCAGUCCCUCGAGUGUGGUAAACUCGGAGCUGAGCAGCGGCGAUGAUUUCGAGGCACAAGAAGAGCCCCCCUGCACCAUCGCCUCCACCGGGACAAACACCAACGAGCUCCUUGCGUUCGCCAGUUCUGCCCUCUGCUCCGGUAGCCCGUCGGACCUGACGGUGGAGCAGCCCUUCUCCAGCCACGCGGAGGGCCCCAAGCUGAAGGAGCCAGACAUCGAAGGGAAGUACCUGGGGAAGCUUGGCGUGUCGGGGGUGCUCGACCUCCCCGAGGACGGGAUCGAUGCAGACGAGGAAGAUGAGAACAGCGACGACUCAGACGAGGACCUGCGGGCGUUCAACCUGCACAGCCUCAGCUCCGAGUCGGAGGAUGAGGUGGAGCACCCUGUCCCCGUGAUCCUCAGCAACGAGGACGGGAGGCACCUGCGGAGCCUGUUGAAACCCCCGGCGGCGGCUGCUGCUGACCAGCUGCCGGACGCCUGGAAGAAAGAAAAGAAGGCAGUGACCUUUUUUGAUGACGUCACCGUCUAUCUGUUUGACCAGGAGACCCCAACCAAAGAGCUGGGACACUGCGGGGCAGAAGCGCGUGGCCCUGAGCGGAGCAGCCCAGCACCGUCAUCGGGUUCCCCCUACCUGAGCAGGGGCAUAAAUUCCGAAAGUUCCACCGAUGAAGAAGGUGGAGGCUUUGAAUGGGAUGACGACUUCUCCCCAGAUUCUUUUAUGUCAAAGACAACGAGUAACCUCCUUAGUUCCAAGCCAUCUCUGCAGACUUCUAAGUACUUUUCUCCACCGCCACCGCCCCGGAGCGCGGAGCAGAGCUGGCCCCAGGCGGCGCCGUACUCUCGGUUCUCCAUCUCUCCCGCCAGCAUCGCCAGCUUUUCUCUCACACAUCUUACCGACUCGGAUAUUGAGCCAGGAGGAAGCAGUGAAGAUGGAGAAAAAGAUUAGGUGGAUGGUGAUGCACUCUCAGGUUCCAGGCUGCUUCCCCGCGGCGGCGGGCCUGUGCUGCCCACCGAACAGCGCCAUCCACGCGACAUCUGCUGAGGCGGGACAGGGAGAGAGACUCAGAGGCAGAGAGGGAGCCAGCACUGGGCCCCGAGCCUGGUACCCGUCUGGGGAGCCAGGGUCCUGUCUCGCGUGGUUUGCUGCCCUGGCAGCUGCGCGCCUGCAGCCGCCCUCACCACUAAAGACACUCGGGCUCUGGUCUUCCUUGGGGAGGGCUGGCACUGCUCAGGUGCGUGGAGAACUGUGGGCUCCCGGCUGUUUCUGGUUUCCACGUGGGGUUCUCUGUCCACACCCGUGCAGCCGUCUGCGCACGGGCCCAGAGGACGCGUGGUGGGACUGGGUACCGUGAGCAAUAUUUAUUGUUUGUAAGAAAUCACUAAUUGCUUCUGUAAUUGCACUGUGGGUACAUGUCCUAAGAGUCCCUGAUAUUGUACAGAAUCUUAAGUUAUUCAAGGAAAAUAAGGCAGGUCAAGCUGGUGCUACCCACUAGUUUGAUUUUUUUGGUUGUUUUAUAGUUUAUUUGCUCUGCAUGGUACUUGUAAGCUGAAAUAUGUGGAGUGUGUGCAGUCCUUAGAGUUGCUGGAUUUGCAGAUGGUCCUCUUUCGUAAACGAUAACUGAUUCCGGACGCUAGUGCUUCGAGCCUCAUAGGAAAGGUUUUGAUGAGCCCAGAGAGACUGCUCUUCGGCCGAUGGGCUGGAACCCCUGUUGUCUCUUCUCAACGCGGUGGUUUCCCUGUAGCGGAGGAGGCUUCUCUGAGGAGCUGAGGGCCUUGCAGCCUCUGUGUGAUUCCCCACCCCGAUUUUUAAACCCUCUGGGGAAACACCAACAGGUGGUGCGCCUCAGCACCGAGUGCUGGUUAGACUGUGCGGUCCCCGGGCCCUUCCCCCAGAGGCACUUCCCUCCAGCUGCCGUCACUGGACACCUGCUUGGCUUUCAGAAGCGCAGGCUGCUGUGGCUUCCGUGUCCUUGGAACUCCUUCCGCAGGAAGGUGGGAACGCGGAGGGAGGAGCUGCUCCCCCAGGGCUCUGGCGACAGGAGGGUUUGAUUCUGUUUGUAAAAGCUCAGCCUCUGGUGUUGAGCUCUUAAUACCCCCAGAGCGGAACUUUCCCCUAGAACUCCUCAGAGGCAUGUCACGUCCAGGUGGCUGGUCUGCAGCCGAGGAGAUGCCCUGCAUCCCAUCCCGCAACUGAGGAAGGAGGGACGAGGGACAACGGCGGAGCCUCCACAGCCAGCAUGUCCUCCUGGCCGGAAGCUGGGCAGCCCUGCCGGCCACUCACCCAGACGCCACCCCGGGGCACACUGCACUGACCCUCCCGUCUGCGUUAAGCACCGAGUUCUCCCCUUGCUUGGAAAAGGACGCGUGUGUCCAGUGCAACCUCCUAGUGUUGGUGGCCUCCUCCUGCAGUUGUGAGUCCUGCUCUGACCUCGCGGAGUUCCCAGGGGCUAGAGCAGCGCUGCGCUGGGGGGGCUCGGUGUGUCCGUCCUGAAGCCAGGUCUGCAGGCCCCGCAGGCUGCCCUUCCCCAGUGUUCCCGGCGCUGAGGUGCUUUCCCACUCCAGCCGGGGUGUAAGUCACAGGAACGCCGUCCCGGGGCGAGAUGCAAACGUGUACACUGGCUAGAGUGUCCGUAGUAAAUGUUGAUCCUUAUUACCAAUUCUGGUUCACUCCACUAACUUCUUACACUAGCAAUAACGUUCCAGAGCGAGAGAUUUCCGAUGGAGAAGAGCCCUUCUCCCCACUUGCUGUGAGCAUGGAGUACCACGGGGGGGGGGGGGGGGGUGCGCUGCUGGGAGCUGGACCCUGUGGUGUGCACUUUGAAAAGUUAACAGGGCAUUAGAAGGUGAUUUUGCCAAAGUUGCCAAACUCUGAGUUUCUUACUUAUGGAGACUUCCUGAGCUUUCUGAAUUUUUACAUCUAACUACCAGCUUGGUUUAGAGAGAAGGCCAUUAUACUAGCUUUUUCAAAGUAUAGGAUUAAGGGGUUCAGACUUAAUGACUAAAAUCAAGCCGAUCUAUAGAAUAUAUAGUCUUCUUAUACAGUCAGCCCAGGCUAAAUCUGGUGUUUUUGGGUUGACCAUUUUUCACUACAAUCAAGGAGAUUUUAACAACAUAAUUCUCAUUUUUAUUUAUUUUAAGCCUGUGUCACUCUCAUAAUUGCCAAAAAGGCAUUUUAUACAUUGAGUUGGGGGGGAGGGGUUGGAGUAGAUCUUACUGUGGGGUUGCAUGGUGGGGAAUAUUUUAUAUUUAUAAUGAACACGUGCGUGAACAUGCUCUUUUGAAAUCUCAAGCAAUACACAGGAAAGAAACCGUGUACACUGAAAUUUUCAGCCCAUUUUUGAAAUGCCAGUGUGUGCUUUGCUUCUUUUUUUAACUCCGUUGUAUAAAAGUAGUGGGUUUUCAAGCAGUACUUGCUCUAGUAAGUUAUGCAGUGAAAUAAAUCAGUGAUUCUCUCGGGAAUACGGGUGAGGUUUGAAAUGCCUGCCUCACAACAUUUCCUAGCCUCCCUUGGAAUUGAUCAGGUUUCAAUGAGUCCUACUUUGGUGGAGUUUAAUCCCAUGGUACAAAUCUAACCUUCAUUUCCUUCCUAGCUAGGUGUUAACUUGUGUUAUCAAUGACUGUUGUAAGUCAAAAAGAAUGUAGAAAAGUGCUCCCAAAUCCUUCUGACACUUGGACUGUGGUCUGGGAAGAAGCCAUUCAUCUUCAGGGUGAAGCAGCUCAGCAACGCUGAAUUGAAAACUUGUUCAUUUUAAAUGUACAGGUGGCUGUUUCUAUGGAAAUGGAUUUAUCUAAGACAAGUCUCUGUAUGUCUUGCUGCCAUGAAACACCUUUAAAAGCCUCUUAGUAUUAUGUUCAUAGGGUGUGUGUAGGGUUAAUGACUUGCCGCAUGUUUGCCCUGAGGGCCCAGGUGUGAGGGAGCAGCUCCUGGCAUAACUGGGCUCAGCUGGUCAUCUGAAAACACCAGAAGCAAACCGGGUCAGGGGCUGCAAGACACGCGCCUUCUGAGAAGUAGCCUUAGAGUAAGAAUGCUGUAGUUCCUUCAGACCUGAAUCUCAAACACAAUCUUCCUAGGUUGUGAUGGGGUUGGCUCAAGUUUUGACUAUUAAAAGGAAAGUUCUCUUUAACGUCUGAAUAAAUCCUCAAAGAUGUGUUGACAGUAUUGAACUGCCACCAGCCGUUACUGGAAUGGCUGGACAUGCCUAGUAGGUCUCAGAGGGCCCAGGGGCAGUCACACUGUGCGGCUUCCCUGUUGUACUUUAACACGAUCGUAAGAGUAUUCACGGCAGUGUAACAGUUAAUGAACUUUCAGUUUAAAUUGUGUACAUUUUUAAAUUGUAAGAUUUUUACUGUAUAUUGAUGCAUAGUGUGAUUCAAUAAAUUGCUUGUAAUUUAAAAACUAUUUAAUAUUCAAAAUAAAUAUAGUUAUAUAUUUA
Molecule: messenger RNA, 8274 nt
Organism: Myotis myotis
Lineage: Eukaryota; Metazoa; Chordata; Mammalia; Chiroptera; Vespertilionidae
Gene: LMTK2
Product: lemur tyrosine kinase 2
Exons: 14
Coding region: 270-4787 (1505 amino acids)
Biological process (GO): protein phosphorylation
Molecular function (GO): protein tyrosine kinase activity; ATP binding
Source: RefSeq, a predicted model, not a curated record